GGGAGUCACAAAUCACAUUGAGCCUAAAAGCAGCCAGUGUUUUCUGCAGUUACAAACAAAAUGAAUAUUCCCAUGCUACUGCAACAUUCUCACCGGCGUUUCCUAAAAGGCCUUUUAAGAACACCUUUCCGUCGUUACCACUUCAUCUUUCACUCAAGUACUCAUCUCGGAUCAGGAAUCCCUUGUGCUCGGCCAUUUAAUUCUCUUGGACUCCAUUGUACAAAAUGGAUGUUGUUGUCAAAUGGUUUAAAGAGAAAAUUAUGUGUACAAACAACCUUAAAGGAACACACAGAAGAACUUUCUGAUAAAGAACAAAGAUUUGUGGAUAAACUUUAUACCGGUUUAAUCCAAGGGCACAGGGCCUGCUUAGCAGAGGCCAUAACUCUUAUAGAAUCAACACACAAGAGGAAAAAAGAGUUAGCCCAGGUGCUUCUUCAGAAAGUAUUAGUCUACCACAGAGAACAAGAACAAAUAAAUAAAGGAAAACCACUAGCAUUUCGAGUGGGAUUAUCUGGGCCCCCUGGUGCUGGAAAAUCAACCUUUAUAGAGUAUUUUGGAAAAAUGCUUACUGAGAGAGGGCACAAAUUAUCUGUGCUAGCUGUGGACCCUUCUUCUUGUACUAGUGGUGGAUCACUCUUAGGUGAUAAAACCCGAAUGACUGAGUUAUCAAGAGAUAUGAAUGCAUACAUCAGGCCAUCUCCUACCAGCGGUACUUUAGGAGGUGUGACAAGGACCACAAAUGAAGCUAUUCUGUUGUGUGAAGGAGGGGGAUAUGACAUCAUUCUUAUUGAAACCGUAGGUGUGGGCCAGUCGGAGUUCGCCGUUGCGGAUAUGGUUGACAUGUUUGUUUUACUACUGCCACCAGCAGGAGGAGAUGAAUUGCAGGGUAUCAAAAGAGGUAUCAUUGAGAUGGCAGACCUGGUGGCUAUAACGAAAUCUGAUGGAGACUUGGUUGUGCCUGCUCGAAGGAUACAGGCUGAGUAUGUGAGUGCACUGAAGUUACUCCGCAAACGCUCAGAAGUCUGGAGACCAAAGGUAAUUCGUAUCUCCGCCAGAAGUGGAGAGGGCAUCACUGAAAUGUGGGAUAAGAUGAGAGAGUUCCAGGACCUCAUGCUCGCCAGUGGGGAGCUGAUGGCCAAGCGGCAGAGGCAGCAGAAAGUUUGGAUGUGGAAUCUCAUUCAGGAAAGCGUGUUAGAACAUUUCAGGACCCAUCCCACUGUCCAGGAACAGAUUCCUGUUCUGGAAGAAAAGGUUCUUAGUGGGGCCCUGUCCCCAGGACUAGCAGCAGAUGUGUUGUUGAAAACUUUUAAAAGCAGAGGCUAAGGAAAUUUAUCCUAUGCAACGAUUUUAUAUAUCAUUUCAUAAAGUAUUUUAAUAUUAAAAGUCACUUGAAUGCUUAUAUUUUCAGUAAUUCUUUUGUGCUGCCCUCGGCCUCGUUUGUGAACCGUGCUUGAA
Messenger RNA from Odobenus rosmarus divergens (Pacific walrus), 1455 nucleotides. It is a transcript of the gene MMAA, whose product is annotated as methylmalonic aciduria (cobalamin deficiency) cblA type. Gene Ontology annotation, cellular component: cytoplasm. The record is from RefSeq and is a predicted model, not a curated record. The coding region runs from base 61 to 1323 and encodes 420 amino acids. Gene Ontology annotation, molecular function: GTP binding; GTPase activity. NCBI's taxonomy places the organism in Eukaryota, Metazoa, Chordata, Mammalia, Carnivora, Odobenidae. The transcript is spliced from 6 exons.